Messenger RNA from Penicillium canariense, 2661 nucleotides. Its product is annotated as putative C6 transcription factor Prf. The record is from RefSeq and is a predicted model, not a curated record. The transcript is spliced from 6 exons. Bases 1 to 2661 code for a protein of 886 amino acids. Gene Ontology annotation, cellular component: nucleus. NCBI's taxonomy places the organism in Eukaryota, Fungi, Ascomycota, Eurotiomycetes, Eurotiales, Aspergillaceae. Gene Ontology annotation, molecular function: DNA-binding transcription factor activity, RNA polymerase II-specific; DNA binding; zinc ion binding. Gene Ontology annotation, biological process: regulation of DNA-templated transcription; DNA-templated transcription.
AUGGAGAACCUCCCGCCCUCCGCAUUCGCGCAGGGCGCUUCGCAGUAUGCCACUGCACCUGAACCCUCUUUCCAAGACCCCUCGAUCGCAGACAUUAGCAAUCUGGCGGACGGCGCUCCCGAUGGAGACAGCAACUACGUCCCCCGUCCCAAGCGCAUCGCAUGCGUCGUCUGCCGACGACGAAAGUUGAGAUGUGAUGGAAAACGACCGAGCUGUGGAACGUGCUCGCGCUUAGGCCAUGAUUGCUCCUACGACGAAGUGCGCAAGAAGAGUGGCCCAAAGCGGGGGUACGUGAAGCAGCUGGAGGCACGCCUGGCUCAAGUCGAGACCCUUCUCAAAGGGCAAGAGUCCGAUCCUGCGCCGCGACCCUCCCCGCCUCAACCGCACGAGCAUUCGUUUACCGCGCCUGUCAACGAUGAUUCCAUACUCGGUCUGCCAGACAUCUCGGGUCUUGGGAACGACAUCGGUAUCCCAAUGCCACCGUCUGCAAAUGGGCUCGGUACAUCGCAGCCGAGCCAAAUGCUGUUCCAAGGACCUACUGUGACCCUAAACGAUCCGCAGUGGGACCUGAUUAGCCUCGGGCUGGAGGAGCCUCUCCCGACCCAGGAAGUUGUUGACGAACUGGACAACAUUUUCUUCGAGAAAGUCUAUCCGAUGCUGCCUAUCAUCCACCGUCCUCGAUACUAUGCUAGCCUGAACCUCGCCCCUCAUAUGCGGCCUCCCAUUUGCCUACGGUACAUGAUGUGGUGUCACGCAGCAUCCGUAAGCGACAAAUACUACUCUUUGCAUAACCAUUUCUACCAGCGCUCUCGCAAGUAUGCUGAAGCAGAUGAGAUGAAAGGAUUCGGAGAGCAUAUCAUCAGCUUGGCGCAUUGCCAAACUUGGAUUCUGAUUGGAAGCUAUGAGUUCCGAAUGAUAUAUUUCCCCCGAGCAUGGCUCAGUGUCGGUAAAGCGACGCGGCUGGCAUUGAUGAUGGGCCUCAACCGGCUGGAUGGUAAUGGGCUCGAUGUCAAGCAGUCCAUAAUUCCACCCAAAGAUUGGACGGAACGCGAAGAACGCCGGAGAACGUUUUGGAUGGCUUUCUGUACUGACCGAUAUGCCAGCAUCGGAACUGGCUGGCCUAUGGUCAUUGAUGAAGACGAUAUCAUGACAAAUCUUCCUGCCUCUGAAGAGUCAUUCCUGAAGAGCAAGCCACAGCGCACCCUUCGGCUAUCCGACAUCAUUGCCGGUGAGGGUGUAUCUACACUAGGUCCGCUUGCUUGUGUGUGUGUUUUGGCGAAUCUAUUUGGUCGGAAUCUCGUCCACAUUCAUCGACCUCAGCCACACGACAAUGACCAUGACCUCAAUGGCGAGUUUUGGAAGCGUCAUCGGAGCCAUGACAAUAUCCUUCUUCACAUCGCACUUUCAUUGCCCGAGCACCUUCGGCUUCCGAGUGGUAUGGAUGAUGUCAAUGUUAUCUUUGCCAAUAUGAGCAUCCAUACGUCCACCAUUUGUCUUCACCAAGCAGCAAUCUUCAAGGCCGAGAAGAACAAGAUGCCAAAUCAGAUUAUACUCGAAAGUAAACGCAGGUGUCUUGUGGCAGCGAGCCAGAUUUCAAGCAUCAUGAAAAUGGUCAGCCACAUUGAUUUAUCGAGCUUGAACCCCUUCAUGUCGUUCUGCCUAUACAUCUCAGCGCGAGUAUUCGUGCAGUAUCUUAAAUCUCGCCCCGAUGACUCAACAGUCUACUCCUCGCUGCAAUUUGUCGUCUCAGCUCUCAAUGCGAUGAAAUCCAAGAAUCCUCUCACCGAGUCCUUCCUCGUGCAACUGGACGUUGAUCUUGAAGGAACUGGAAUUCGGGCGGUAGAUAAUACAAAAUCCGGCUCCGGAAUCAGCCGUGCUGUGCAAGUGAUGCAAACCUAUUGUUCCGAGACUGUCGAUUGCUCUAAUAUGUACUCCAUUUCCCAACCACAAGGCGGUGGAGGGCAAAAUGAGUCCUCGCAAGACAAGUCGAAUUUGAGAAGCUCUGGUCGUGUUCCGGCAACUGGCAUGACUGCAUCUCUCCCUAGCCGGCACAGGGAUUUACCAAUCGUCGACCCCGAACGGGGACUCCCAGGCAGUGAAUCGCAGCACUUCUACCCCCACCAUAUACGAAAGGUGGACGGAAAUAGUGAGGCAAAUGGCCAGGGCCUCAUUGACGUAGACAUGGAUUUCUCGCCCGAUUUUGGCCUCGGCGAUAGAAACCCGCCAUCCGAUCACCCUACGCCCUCAACCUUGAACUCAUCCUCCAACACAUCUUAUUCCGUAUCUGGGGCCGACAACCCCUCUCCGGGGAGGAAGCAGCAAAAGACUGCCUCGAGUUACCCAUCCUCAAGCUCCACCACAUCUUUUGAAAAAGUCCACUCCGUUCAUAUUUCUCCCGCUACCACAGAAUCUCCUCAGGUCCUCGAUCUGAACUCCAUACCCAGUCAGGUUUACGGGACCAGUACCACGAGUCCUAUGGGGAGUACGGGUGCUGCCAAUGCAUUCACUAUGCCUGCUGACUGGGACGUACCUACCCCGAGUCAGGGCUUGAGUAAUGUUGACUUUGGAGCCGUCAAUGUGGAGUCUUUCAGUGACGCCCAAUGGGCUCAGAUCCUGAACAACGGGAAUGGUUCGGGCUGGGAGAAUUGGCGACCAUCGUGA